AUGGUGUUGGCCGUAACGCUAUCCACAAGCUCUUGCUACUUUACGGUCGCUGGAAUUUUGUUGUUCAAAUUUAAAUUGGACAAAAUCCCUCAAAGUAAGAAGAUAAUCAAAAUCUACAAGAUCGUCUGUCUUAUCAAACAAAAUAAUUGGUUGAUAUCCAUCAAAGAUAAGGACUCUCGCACCAGCAAACCCGCCCAAUCUUGGCCACCAUCCCAAUGUCAAAAGGUGUUUGUUCUUGAUCAUUCUAACGUGCCUGAAAUCAAUCACACGCCUGAUUGUACAACUUUGGCUUCCAACAUGGGUGCCAGCAAUGCACCCAGUCGGACAACUUCCUCUCAUCGCCCAGCGGGGACCGUCCAACAGACCUCGCCUUUGCAAUCCCGCUCCAGAUCACGUAUCCGAGGCCUAUUGAUAGGCCCUGGGAGGAGUGGCGAGCACCCAAGCGGCAAAUAUAGCAAUCAAUCACGCCAUGGAAACCACUCCUGGAAUGGGCUCACCUCCAUCAGACUAGGGCGCCGGCGCAAACAACCUGCUCCCUCGGAACCACCCCCAGCUGCUCAAGAACCCCAACUGUAUUUGAGCCACUCCGCCAACCGUUUGGGAAAACCUUCUCCAGCCAAUCACCAAUUGAGCCCCACCACCAAUCCAGGCACUCCCCCUGCUUAG
This is a messenger RNA of Puccinia triticina, 666 nucleotides long. RefSeq lists its product as uncharacterized. The transcript is spliced from 3 exons. The record is from RefSeq and is a predicted model, not a curated record. NCBI's taxonomy places the organism in Eukaryota, Fungi, Basidiomycota, Pucciniomycetes, Pucciniales, Pucciniaceae. Bases 1 to 666 code for a protein of 221 amino acids.